This is a messenger RNA of Asparagus officinalis (garden asparagus), 3499 nucleotides long. RefSeq names its product kinesin-like protein KIN-14A. Gene Ontology annotation, biological process: microtubule-based movement. Gene Ontology annotation, molecular function: ATP binding; microtubule motor activity; microtubule binding. The coding region runs from base 163 to 3219 and encodes 1018 amino acids. NCBI's taxonomy places the organism in Eukaryota, Viridiplantae, Streptophyta, Magnoliopsida, Asparagales, Asparagaceae. The record is from RefSeq and is a predicted model, not a curated record. The transcript is spliced from 20 exons.
CCUGGUCUCUGCUCUUUCUCCAAUUUUAUAACGUUCGAUUUCCGUGCCACCCCAAAAACCCUAUCACUCACUCUCUCUCUCUCUCCAUCCUCAAACUGCUCUUUCUCUCCCUAAAAGAAUCAAGAACGAGGAGGAGCAGGAUCAAGAUCGAGACCAAGGUCAAUGGAGGAGCAACCGAGGGUUUCGUUUCGUGACACUCGCCUCGCUUCAAGAAAAGCCGAAGAAGCCGCGCACAGGCGAUCCCAGGCCGCCGCGUGGCUGGAGAGCAUUGCUGGCCCCCUCGGAUUGCCACGGCAGCCGUCGGAGAAAGAGUUCAUCACUUGCUUGCGCAGCGGAAUCACUCUCUGCAAUGCCAUUAAUAAGAUAAAGCCAGGGGCUGUGCCCAAGGUGGUUAUGAAUCAAAGCGCUGGGCUCGCGAUGGAGAUCCAACCUUUGCCGGCUUAUCAGUAUUUUGAGAACAUUCGUAACUUUCUCGAUGCAGUUGAGGAGUUGAAACUGCCAAGCUUCGAGGCUUCAGACCUUGAAAGAGAUACCUUGGAGGCUGGAUCGGCUGGCAAGAUUGUGGAUUGCAUCCUUGCAUUAAAAGCUUAUUAUGAGUGGAAGCAAUCUACAGGAGGUUGUGGGGCUUGGAAGUAUGCAAAAUCUCCAAUGAUUCCACAGACAAAUAGAAUGCAGUUGAAUGCAGUAAAUUUGGGAGCUUCAGUUAGAAGAUUAGACUUGUCGACAAAUUCAGAAAAGCAGCUUAAUGUGCAAAAUGAUGAUAUAAAGAAUGAAGAUAAAAUGGGUUCUCUUGUGCGAACGUUAUCUGAUUUUGUGUAUGAUUCGAAGGAAAAUAUUGAUCAAAACCUUCUAGAGUCAUGGCGACAGGGGAAAGCGGAUUCAACUAAGCUAUUCAGUAAAAUAAUCACUGGUUGCAUGCAAGAGCAAGAGUUGAGAUCAGUUCUUAAGGAUCUGCAAAUCGAAGGCAAGAUGGAAAUGUAUAACUCAGAUAGAAUCCAGGAUCAGAAGUUGUUGAAGGAAAGUCGUAACACUAGGAAUAUUUUGAAGGCUCAGGAAAAUGAACUCACGGAACUCAAGACCUUAUUGUCAAGUACCAGGGUGGACUUCAGUACUUUACAAUCCCAACUGCAAAAUGAUUUAGUGCAAUUAGGAAGCCAAAUUCAAGGACUCUCUGCAGCUGCUGUUGGGUACCAUCAAGCUGUGAAGGAAAACAGGCAUCUGUACAAUUUACUUCAAGAAUUAAGAGGUAAUAUUCGAGUAUUCUGCAGAAUCAGACCAAGCUUCCACGUCGAAGCUAAAUCUUCCAUCGAUUACAUUGGAAACGAUGGCUCAAUGAUGAUUCUUGAUCCUCUUAAGCCACAAAGUAGCCGUAAAUCAUUUCAGUUUAACAAAAUUUUUGGCCCUAAUGCUUCCCAAGAGGAGGUUUACAAGGAUACCCAGCCAUUAGUUAGAUCUGUCAUGGAUGGCUAUAAUGUUUGCAUAUUCGCCUAUGGCCAGACAGGAUCUGGGAAAACACAUACCAUGUGCGGCCCAUCAAGUGGACCUGCUAAGGAUAUGGGGAUCAAUUAUAUGGCACUUAACGAUCUCUUUGAGCUGUCUUGUAGCCGGAGUGAUAUUAAUAAGUAUGAGAUUCAAGUUCAAAUGGUGGAAAUCUAUAAUGAACAAGUUAGGGACCUUCUAUGUGAAGAUACUAGUUCAACAAAAUUAGAGAUUAGAAAUUAUUCCGGGAAUGGCGGAGUGAGCCUUCCAGAUGCUGCUAUGCACCGUGUACAAACAACCAAUGAUGUUCUUGAUCUGAUGAAACUGGGUGAGCAGAAUCGUGCUUUUAGUUCUACUGCUAUGAACAAUAGAAGUAGCCGCUCCCACAGUGUCCUUACAGUACAUGUGCAUGGCAAAGAUGCAUCAGGAAGCAUGCUUAAAAGCUGCUUGCAUUUAGUCGACCUUGCUGGCAGUGAGAGGGUAGACAAAUCAGAAGUUACAGGUGAUAGGUUGAAGGAGGCACAACAUAUCAAUAAAUCACUUGCAUGUCUGGGAGACGUAAUUGCAGCUUUGGCUCAAAAGAAUUCUCAUAUUCCUUACAGAAAUAGCAAGCUUACACAAUUGCUCCAAAACUCUUUAGGUGGGCAUGCAAAAAUGUUAAUGUUUGCACAUGUGAGCCCUGAAGCAGAUUUUUAUGGGGAAACAAUUAGCACUUUGAAAUUUGCCCAGAGGGUCUCUACUGUUGAGCUUGGUGCUGCUCAUGUAAACAAAGAAAACAGUGAGAUCCGGAAGCUGAAAGAAGAGAUAGAUAAUCUCAAGAAGGCAAUUGCAUGCAAAGAAGGAGAAAGAUCAAAGCACACUACUGAGAUCACUCCUCCACGUUCACGAAAGUUAAGCAUUGAGAAUUCUGUUGUGAGGAAGUCAGCAAUAGCAGCUACUCUUGAUGAUAAAAAGUCAUUGAAGUCCCCUCUUCCGAGACCAAAGUUGGGUGCAGAGAAUGGCCCCAUUCGCUCUCGGAGAUUGAGUUUAGAAGGUUCCCUGCAUGGAAAAAACCAGCCAGAAUCUACCAUCUCAGCUUCAAAUUUGCAGCUUCAUACACCAGAUACUGCAGGGCUGCGAAAAGAGAACAUCUUUUAUCCUGAAUUAUUAUCCCGGGAAGAUGGCGCUGACGCGAAAGUAAGCUCAAGUAGUGAGACUAACAGUAAAGUAUUUCCAGCAGAGGACUUGUGUUAUGUAUCUCCUUUAAGCUGUUAUUCUUCAAGUCAGAGUCAGCUGCUACAGAAUGCUGAGAGCACAUACAAUACAAUGCUUCUCCAACAGCCUACUCCUGAUUUUUCAAGAAAAGUGGAAGAAGUAGUUGUGACACCAGAAACUAAUAAUAAGUAUAGGACAAGGAGCUUCAAUCCUAAUGCAAGCAGUAGUAAAGGAUCCCACAUAAGAAAAUCCUUACAGACUAUAGGGAAGUUCAUAAAUGGCUCAGAAAGAAGGCCUAACCCACUUCCAUUAGAGGUAACACCAUCCACGAAAUUUGGGAGAAACAAUGCUACCAUUGUUAUAAAAUCACCAAUUACAGCUGAUGCAAGGUCGCGGAGGAGGCAGUCAUUGACCAAUAUGAGCGUCUCAAGGCGAUCCUCUCUUGGUGGAACAGACACAUAUUCGACAGACAUUCAAAAUGCGAGGACAAAAAGUCCACCGCCUGUACAUUCCUCUGCAGCCAAGGCCACAAAGCGAUGGAUGUGAGUGAGCUCUGCAGCGGUGAAAGAAACUCACUCAGCAAAUUGCUCUUUUGUGACAGCCAGCAUCAGUUCAAAAUGACAUACCAGAGACUGCUUCUUCUCGAAGCUUUUAGCCAAUGUGCUAACAUAUUUUUUCUCAUACUUAUUGAGCUGUUUCAGUGGUAUAUUAUUUGAAUUUAUUCGUUGAAGCCGCGUGUGAGAAUUCUAUAGAGAAUUUUCUGGCUUCACAGUAUGUAUUACAUUGCUCUUAGAAGAAAAAGAUAUGACGACAAACAAUUUUCGCA